This is a messenger RNA of Arabidopsis lyrata subsp. lyrata, 1278 nucleotides long. RefSeq names its product agamous-like MADS-box protein AGL28. Gene Ontology annotation, molecular function: protein dimerization activity; DNA-binding transcription factor activity, RNA polymerase II-specific; RNA polymerase II cis-regulatory region sequence-specific DNA binding. Lineage: Eukaryota; Viridiplantae; Streptophyta; Magnoliopsida; Brassicales; Brassicaceae. The record is from RefSeq and is a predicted model, not a curated record. Gene Ontology annotation, biological process: positive regulation of transcription by RNA polymerase II. The transcript has 2 exons. Bases 422 to 1165 code for a protein of 247 amino acids.
AUUGAUUAUUGAAAAAAUAAUGGAAGAUAACCAUAUUAAAAAAAGAUAUGUGCAUAUCCUUUUCCCAAUCAUUAAUACCUAUAUUUGAGAGGUGGUAAUAAAAAUAAUAUCCCAAAAUUUAUUUUUAGAAAAAUGACAGGUUGUAAACUAAUAUAAUAAUUAAAUGAAAAUGUAACAGCUAAAAUAUAAUAAUUAUAUACCUCUUAUUGACAAAAUGUGUAAACCAUUAUUUACUCCUAGAAUGGUAAUUUAUAAUUGUAUUUCUAAUAAUAAAAAUAGGAAAAAAAUAUUUACUUAUAAAACUCCAAACAUAUUUUGUAAAAUUUAGUCUAUAAAUACAAAUACCUAUUAUCACUAAUACAAUCAAUUCACCUUUUUUUUUUUUUUCCAAUCAAUUCACCUUUGUCAAAACAUCUAGAAAAUGGCGAGAAAGAAUCUUGGCCGUAGAAAAAUAGAGAUUGUGAAAAUGACCAACGAAUCAAACCUUCAAGUUACAUUUUCAAAGAGAAGAUCUGGUCUUUUUAAGAAAGCCAGUGAACUUUGCACGUUAUGUGAUGCAGAAAUUGCGAUUAUCGUCUUUUCACCAUCUGGAAAAGUAUACUCUUUUGGUCAUCCAAAUGUUAAUGUUUUACUUGAUCAAUUUUCAGAACGUGUUCUAAGACAAAACAACACAAACCUUGAUGAAAGCCACACAAAGCUCCAUAUUCAGAUGCUCAAUGAGUCCUUAACUGAGGCGAUGGCUGAAAAAGAAAAAGAACAAAGGAAAAAGGAGUGGCUAGUCCAAAAUGAAAGAGAAAUCAAGAACGUUGAGGAGUGGUGGACAAACUCUCUAAAAGAACUCAACCUAACUCAAUUAACUUCCAUGAAACAUGCUCUUGAAGAUUUGAAGAAGGAAGUUAAUGAGAGAGCCUCUCUGUUUCAUCAAUCAAACUCAAACUUCUACGUAGGAAGUUCUAGCAAUGCUGCUGCUCCAGAGGCUGUGAAUGGUGGUAAUAUCUCCAUAAACCAGGGUUUCUUUACUCAAAAUGGAAUGCCUACUCAUGUUCAAACUCUGCCGUUUGGAUUUAAUGUUAUGAAUCGCACACCAACGGGGUACAACAAUUGCCAAAUCCAAAACCAGGAGUUCAAACAAGUUCAUCCUUAUUAUGGGCCUCGUUACUAUUAGAUUAUCUCUCUCCUUAUGUCUCCAAAAGUUUGUUGUUGUCUUUUUUCUUUUCUUUGUUGUUGGUGUUGUCUGACUUUUAAUUAAGUCUCAAUUGGUUUGUUGUUUCUUUUCGU